CUGUCGCGCAGACAGCUGAUGACGUAGAUUUUGACAUUUCGUUUUGUUUUUCCUUCACCAGCAGUUUAUCGGAAAGAUUUUUUUCCAUUAUAGUUUAAUUUCCUUUUGAUUUAGUUCGAUUCUGUUCGUUUCAAUAUAAGCAAAGAUAAUGGAAAGUGGAAAUGCCUCUGGAGCCAACAGGCCAAAAAACAUGCUGGAACAAACUCAGGCUCAAGUCAACGAAGUUGUUGGUAUAAUGCGUGUUAAUGUUGAGAAAGUACUUGAGCGGGAUCAGAAACUGAGUGAACUGGAUAGCCGUGCUGAUGCCUUGCAAGAAGGUGGUAAAAGAUUUGAACAGCAAGCACAGAAGUUGAAGAGGAAAUACUGGUGGAAAAACCUGAAAAUGAUGAUUAUACUUGGUGUUGUUGGGCUCGUCAUCCUAAUCAUUAUCAUAAUGUCACUUUUACCUAAUAGCAGUUCCGAAACUACAGAAGUUGCCUCAAAACCUGUUACUGAAACCUCCUCAACACCAGGGCAAUAGGAGCAUUGAAACUAACGGAAUCUGAACAUCCUACUUAUUUAUAUCAAUUAACCUUCCAAUAUGUUUAGUUUUGAGAGAUGUUUAUUUAAUGUGAAUCCUUGUUUGUUGAUGUGAAGAAAAAAUCAACCGUAUUAAUGUUGUUUUAACACGAAAUUCACUUGCUGUCAGUGAAAUAAUCGUCGUACUAUAUUAUAAUAUUUAAUCUACAGUUGACUUAGCCUUAAAAAGUGCCUCAGUGUCCAUUAGCACAACAUGAGAAAGGUUUAUAUAUAAUGUUCGAAAGUGAAAAUAUAUUUUGUUAACCACUUUGCAAUUAAAAUACAUUUUUAUAUGGUU
Coccinella septempunctata (seven-spotted ladybird) is the source of this 856-nucleotide messenger RNA. It is a transcript of the gene Syb, whose product is annotated as synaptobrevin-1. The record is from RefSeq and is a predicted model, not a curated record. Gene Ontology annotation, biological process: vesicle-mediated transport; vesicle fusion. Gene Ontology annotation, molecular function: SNAP receptor activity; syntaxin binding. Gene Ontology annotation, cellular component: plasma membrane; SNARE complex. Bases 149 to 520 code for a protein of 123 amino acids. Lineage: Eukaryota; Metazoa; Arthropoda; Insecta; Coleoptera; Coccinellidae. The transcript has 3 exons.